Schizosaccharomyces octosporus yFS286 is the source of this 2033-nucleotide messenger RNA. RefSeq names its product SAGA complex subunit Ada2. NCBI's taxonomy places the organism in Eukaryota, Fungi, Ascomycota, Schizosaccharomycetes, Schizosaccharomycetales, Schizosaccharomycetaceae. Bases 523 to 1824 code for a protein of 433 amino acids. The transcript is spliced from 2 exons. Gene Ontology annotation, biological process: regulation of transcription by RNA polymerase II; chromatin remodeling. Gene Ontology annotation, molecular function: zinc ion binding; protein binding; transcription coactivator activity. The record is from RefSeq and is a predicted model, not a curated record. Gene Ontology annotation, cellular component: nucleus; SAGA-type complex.
UUUUAAGAUGUUAAUAAAAUAUAUCUGCUAGUUGUUCUUUUUCUUUUUGUAAGACUAUUCAUUUAUUAUUAAAUAUUUAUUGAGAAAGACUCAUUUAAAACAAGAGUAAUUGUCAAGCGAACUACAUUUGUGAAUAGACGAUUAUGCAACAUUAUUUGCCAUGAUACAAAGGUUGGGAUUAAGAAAUUGAAAGAUUUCUAGUCCCGAGAUAUUGUUCCUUUAAUAUGAAGCAAGCAAAAAAUAGGACAGAUACGAACUAGCCACUUGUUUUUCUAUCGACCAAGCUUAAACAGAAUCACCUUGUGGUGUUACCAUUUGUUGAAUCCGUGAAAACCCAGCCCUCCGCCAUUGUUAUUUUUUAAUAAACAUUCUGUUAUUUUCGAGUGAAUCUAUUUACCUUUUGUGGUAGGUUUCUCGUUUGCUGAAGUCGAAUUGGUUUUCAUCAUUCCUACCCAACCUGCCACCGAACUACGGGAUUUUGCUCCACCAUAGUGGAACAGAAAACUUUUGCUCCCCUGCAGGAUGCCACCUCAAAAAUAUCAUUGCAAUGUAUGUGCACAAGAUAUAACGAGGAUGAUUCAUAUUAGGUGUGCGGAAUGUGCCGAUUUUGAUCUGUGUAUUCCUUGCUACACUUCUGGAGCUUCCCUUGGUGAGCACCAACCAAGCCAUCCAUAUCGUAUUAUAGAGACAAAUUCUUAUCCUAUUUUUACAGAAGACUGGGGUGCAGAUGAAGAACUUCUGCUCAUUGAUGCGUGUGAGACGCUGGGCUUGGGAAAUUGGGCAGAUAUCGCCGAAUAUGUUGGAAAUGGACGUACGAAAGAAGAUUGUAGAGAUCAUUACAUAAAUACAUAUAUUGAAACAAAUAAUUAUCCUCUUUCUAAGAGCGAAUUUGAUGGACCCAUUGACCGGAUAGCCUUCGCUGAGCAAAAGCGGACUCGCAUGCAAAAAUUCGAACCCCCUCCUGUGAUUCCUCCAAAACCGCUAGCCUCUACACCACAAUGUCAUGAAAUCCAGGGCUAUAUGCCUGGCCGGUUGGAAUUUGAUCAAGAGUAUAUGAACGAAGCCGAGGUCUCUGUCAAAGAUAUGAACUUUGAAGAAGAUGCAUCAGAAUCCAAACAACAGGAAGAUUAUAUUAAGCUUACGAUGAUGAAUAUUUAUAAUUCUCGUUUAAUAAGUCGUGCAAUACGGAAACAAGUCAUCUUUACCCAUAAUUUAUUAGACUACCGAAGAUUGCAAGCUAAUGAAAAACGUCUCUCUAAAGAGGAGCGUCUCUUACUUAAUAGAACUAAAGCAUUUGCUCGCCUGCUUUCAGCUGAAGAUUAUCGAAAAUUUUUGCAUGGGCUUUUUGAGCAAGUUGCCCUUGUAAAACGCAUUCAAGAGCUUCAGGAAUGGAGACAGAUGGGACUUACUAGUGUUGAACAAGGUGCUCGUUAUCAACGCGAUAAAACACAGAAGAUGCUGAUUAGCAGAGCUACUAGCGGUUUACUUCGUCAAAAUAAACCCAUACAUUCUUCUGCUCCGCCAAUCCCUUUUCAGAUUCGGGAUAUUCAAAAAUUUGUCAAACAACCUAUUCCUGUCCCUUCAUUUCCUACUUCUGCUGAUCGUCAUCUUCUCUCCGAUGAGGAGCAUUCAUUAUGUCUUCAGCUACAAAUUUUUCCAAAACCUUUUUUGGCAUUAAAAUACGCUUUAAUUUCUGCCUCUCUUCUUCUUGAUAAACCUUUUUCCAAAGACGACGCUGUUCAACUAUUGAAGCACAUUGAUCACUCAAAAGUUGAACAAAUAUACGACUUUUUUAAAAGGUCAAAUUGGAUUAUUACUCCAUAAUUCGCACAGAUUCCCCUAUUUAAUGUUUUAAUUUUCCUUUCGUUCUUUUGGUCAGAAAAGUGUCAAUUUCUUUUGGAUGCAAACCUCCCUUGUAUAUUUAGUUCUAUCAUUUUUUUACUGUCUGUUAAAUAGUUUACUUUGCAAUGCAUAUAGAUUUUAUACAUAAUUAUCUUCUUCCUACUGUCCUUCAGCAAAAUGUAUGAUACUCC